AUGGAGACCCGAGAGGCCAACGACAAACUGGCCUCUACUGAUGGCGACAGGAAAAUGAUGGAGGCGUACAAUGUCACGAACGGGACCAGUGUCACUCCUCUCAGUCAACACGACACCGGUGUGUUUCCCGCCUCUGCGUAUGAGCAUCGCCCCGGACAUUUCCACGACAGCGCAUCCCUUGUCUAUACCCAGCGUUCUCCGCUCAUCAAAGAGUGCUAUGAGGACCAAUUUCCUUUUGAGUUGGCUAGAGACGUCCACUACAAUCCCUGGUCUCCCAAUUCCACCUCGGCGCCUCCGUGGUGUGCUGCUUCAGAAUCGUCUCCCAGUCUGCUCCUCAACAGCGAAUACGGAGGCGCGCCACCAUUCAUGAUGGGGUACGGCGCCGACAACAUCAGCAGCGAAUACGAAGCCCAGUUGCCCUGGCCAGAGUCGGCAGCCUUUCCCCCUCGAGCAGAUGUGGCCAACUUCGAUGACGAUGGCGAUCCGUUUGGAGUCACCUAUUAUACUCCUCGGGGUGCAGAUGGCGCUCCAGACUCCAUCUGCGAUCCGAACAUGACUCUUCAUCCUCUCGCAGCCGGAAACCCAGCGUCGAAUCGUUCAACUCAGCAACCAGCGUCUGAAGUGCCGCCCGGCGGCGUCUAUUUUCGACCGUUUGGCAGACUAGAUUCAGGACGAACAGCUUCGAUAACGAUGCCAGUCCGUGAAACGGGAGAGCCAAUGCCGACAUCCAUGAUUCCGCAACCACUCGACCAGUCUCUCAACCCACCAUCUCCUCUCUCUGUCAUUUCGCCUCCAUCCUCUCUUCCAUCGUCAGCCCGCAAACGCAACAUCUCGGUAGCUGACCUCGAAAAGAGCCCCGUUGCCCCCAAGAAACGCGUCAUCAAGCCCCAGCUGACGACAAAGGUUGACAACAGUGAAGACUUUGAAAUUCACAAGGACAGCGAGUCGAAACCCACGGGCAUUUACAAGGCCUAUUUCCAUAGCGUUGAUGUAGCCAGGAAGAAACUACAGCGGCUUCUCGAGCUGUAUCGGAAGCCCAGAGAAAGCUGUAGCUUUCCCUUCACUGAUAAUACGUUUCCCACCAACGAUGAUGACAAGAUGAUCUACAUCAGGAACUUGUUUGACGCCAUCAACGACUGGUCGCACUUCAGAGAGUGGCCGCAGGCGCUCAAGACGGAGGAGCGCAACCGAAUCAUGGACAGUAUGCGUCGUAAACAGGCCGGAAGUGAUGACGCAGGCACAGAUAUUUCGCUCGACGAUAUGCGGCCCAGCCAGGAGGAGCUCGAAUCCAUCCUUCCACCCCUCCAAGACCAGCAGAAGAAGAUUUUGGGCCGCUUGCUCAGCGAUCAGACAAUCGAAUGGCUUUGUUGGGAGCUCAUUCGCGUAGAGGCAAUGUGUUAUGCUCUGAGGAAAUCAAAACAACUCGUCAAAUCUCUCCUCUCCGCAGGCGACGGCUGGAAGCUCCGUAUCGCCAACAACCCCCAGGGAGAACUAGGCCACAAGGGCAACAACAUGAAAGUAAAUAUGAACAAGAACCGUAAACUACGCCAAAUCACCCAGGGCUCACGAACUGCCCCCCGCCAGAAACCCGCACAGAAACAGCCACAGAAAUAA
Messenger RNA from Trichoderma harzianum CBS 226.95, 1614 nucleotides. RefSeq lists its product as hypothetical. The coding region runs from base 1 to 1614 and encodes 537 amino acids. NCBI's taxonomy places the organism in Eukaryota, Fungi, Ascomycota, Sordariomycetes, Hypocreales, Hypocreaceae. The transcript is spliced from 5 exons. The record is from RefSeq and is a predicted model, not a curated record.